AUGGACGACACCGAGGACGACGCCAGGUACCCGCCCAAUCCCCACCACCAUCGGAGCAACUCGUCUACCCAUCUCCACAAUCUCCCUGGCCGGAACUCCGCCCAGGCCCUCCCGCCCCCCCGACGAAGGUACCCGCGCGGCGAGGAGGAGGACGACGACGAGGCGGAGGAAGACGAGGAGGUCGAGGGUUCCGAGGCGGAGGAAGAAGGAGAGCAGAACGAGGUGGAUCAGUCUGCAGAGGACGAGGUCGAGGACGAUGAGGAGGAGCAAGAGGAGGAAGAGGAGGAGGAGGAGGAGGAGGAGGACCGCCGCGGCGGCGGCGGCGGCGGCGGAGUGGGGUCCGGUUACCGGCCGGUCAGAGCGGAGGGGCCUUUGAAGAGGCGGAGGAAGCGAAGGAGACUGGACAGGCUUGCCCUAGGGUUCGAGUUCGCCCCACGGGUGGCUGCUGGUUCCACGCCUUCAGCACCCUCCGCAUCGAGGCUGCCUCCUCGCAAUUCCCCUGCCGACUGGUCGGAGGACUCGACAUUCGUGCUGCUCGACGCCUGGGGGGAUCUCUACCUUCAGAACGGCCGGAAGAGCAUCCGGUCGGAGGAGUGGGUGGAGGUUGCUAAGAAGGUCUCCCAAUCGUCGAGAACUGCCCGCUCUGAGGCUCAAUGCAGGAAUCGGCUCGAUACCCUGAAGAAAAAGUACAAGAAGGAGAAGACGAGGAUCUCAGAGUCCUCCGGUUCGAACACCAAGUGGAUCUACUUCUCCAAGAUGGACUCGCUGAUGUCGCCACCUCCACCCGCGUCCGCCCGGCAGCAGCCGAGGCUCCCCUGCGGCUUCGACUCUGGGGAGUACGUGUUCAUGAACUCCAAGGUUUAUGUGAGCCGAUCGAACGACUUGGACGAGAUGAGAGACAGUCCGGGAGAUUCAGAAUGCGAGGAGGAGGACGACGAUGACGAGUCCGACGGGCUUCCACCAGAGAGGCCCAAGCCCAAGGAGAGCUCGGAGUCGUCCUUCAGGAUGCUCGCCGAUUCCAUCCAGAAGUUUGGGGAGAUUUACGAGAAGAUCGAGGAUAGCAAGCGGCAACACAUGGCCGAGUUGGAGAGAAUGAGGAAAGAGUUCCACGAGGACUUGGAAAUGCAGAAGAGGCAGAUACUCGAGCGAGCCCAGGCCGAGAUUGCCAAGAUGCGACAGGGUUCCGACGAGGAGGAUGACGACGACGACGACGACGACGACGAAGGGGAGGGACAGGAGGAUGACGAGGGCAUCAACAACGAAGACGAGGAGAUUGAUGUUUCCCUGGAGGAAGGGAGUGGUUGA
This is a messenger RNA of Spirodela intermedia, 1305 nucleotides long. The record is from the annotation of a GenBank genome assembly. Lineage: Eukaryota; Viridiplantae; Streptophyta; Magnoliopsida; Alismatales; Araceae.